Euleptes europaea (tarantolino) is the source of this 543-nucleotide messenger RNA. It is a transcript of the gene MRPL35, whose product is annotated as mitochondrial ribosomal protein L35. Bases 1 to 543 code for a protein of 180 amino acids. The record is from RefSeq and is a predicted model, not a curated record. The transcript is spliced from 4 exons. Gene Ontology annotation, biological process: translation. Gene Ontology annotation, cellular component: ribosome; mitochondrion. Gene Ontology annotation, molecular function: structural constituent of ribosome. NCBI's taxonomy places the organism in Eukaryota, Metazoa, Chordata, Lepidosauria, Squamata, Sphaerodactylidae.
AUGGCGGCCAGGGCGCUGAGGUGCGGCGCGGCGGGGUUUUUAAGAUCUUUCCAUUCUUUGGCCCUUAAUGGCGCUAGAAGCCUCCACCCUAUUUCUGGGCUGUCUACACUUUAUAUCAAGCCGGGGCCGCUGUUGGCAACCUCUGCGAAAAAAAUGCUCCCGCCUGCCGGCAGUGUUUCUGCUGGAGAUUCAGUCUCAAUUUUGAACAGCAUAACACCCCUGCUACCAAGUAUCCUUCAUCAGCAAGCAAGGACUGUUAUCACGUACAGCUUACGAAAAGGAAAAAGGAAAACUGUAAAAGCGGUGGUUCGUAGAUUUCUCCGAUUACACUGUGGCCUUUGGCUGAGAAGAAGGGCUGGUUAUAAGAAGAGACUGUGGAAAAAAUCUGCUCAACGGAAACAGCGCUUGAGGGAGCAAGUGUUUUGCAAUAAAACCCAAUCCAAGCUCCUUGAUAAAAUGACCACUUCCUUUUGGAAGAGAAGAAAUUGGUAUGUCAAUGAUCCCUUCCAAAAAUACCACGACCGUACAAAUCUUCGACAGUAA